AGAUUUGUGUUUGGGGCCAUCUGAAGGAAGCACGGACUCAGCAGCAACAGGGUUUGGAGAGUCAAAUGAGACAGUGGGGUUCUUGAGGAGCCAGAAUCAAGAACCCAAGUUGUCUCUUGCCCCUCUCCAAAGGAUCACUGUCCGGUCUGUUACUUAAACGAGUUAAAACUCGUUCUUGAUUUUCGCCUGACCCCCGUGUUCUUUGCCAACUCGUAGCUCCUUGCAUACCCCCACCACCCCCCCCCCCCCCCCAUACAAUCCUUGCAGUUUGAUUGUAUCUGGCCGCUGUCGAUUCCGCUGCUCUGGAUCCAUCCAAUGGCUCACACGGCUGUAUCUCAGGUUUCUGUUGCUGUUCCUGUUGGUAGCGAUUCAUCUAUCAGAAGAUCGGUGUUUAAGGCACAUACUCUCAGUUUCUGUGGUACAUUACGGGCACCUGUAUUGACAUUGGACUUGAGUACCAAGAAUGCAAGAUCCAAACAGGGGUACACAAUAUGCAUGUCGGUGCAGCAAGCAAAUGCACCAAAAGUUGCUGUCUCUCCAUUGCAACUUGAGGAUGCCAAAGAGCCUCCAUUAAAUACAUUCAAGCCAAAGGGACCUUAUACGGCAACCAUUGUUUCUGUUGAGAGGCUUGUAGCCCCAAAAUCACCUGGUGAGGUUUGUCAUGUUGUUAUUGAUCAUGGCGGCAACGUCCCCUACUGGGAAGGACAGAGCUAUGGUGUAAUUCCUCCUGGUGAAAAUCCGAAGAAACCAGGGAGCCCUCACAACGUUCGUCUUUACUCGAUUGCAUCUACCAGGUAUGGUGACUCUUUCGAUGGUAGAACAGCCAGCUUGUGUGUUCGCCGAGCUCUCUAUUUUGAUCCCGAGACAGGGAAGGAGGAUCCUUCUAAAAGUGGAGUGUGCAGCAACUUUCUUUGCAAUUCAAAGCCUGGAGAUAAAGUUCAAAUCACAGGUCCUUCUGGGAAGAUCAUGCUUUUGCCUGAAGACGACCCAAACGCCACUCACAUAAUGAUCGCGACCGGUACCGGCAUCGCCCCAUUCCGAGGCUACCUUCGGCGCAUGUUCAUGGAAUCUGUCCCCACGUACAAGUUUGGGGGCCUUGCCUGGCUCUUUCUUGGCGUGGCCAACUCAGACAGCCUGCUCUAUGACGACGAGUUCUCCAAGUACCUCCGAGAUUACCCGGACAACUUCCGGUAUGACACAGCGCUGAGCAGGGAGCAGAAGAAUAAGAAGGGGGGCAAGAUGUAUGUCCAGGACAAGAUCGAGGAGUACAGCGACGAAAUCUUCAAGCUCCUGGACGGAGGGGCUCACAUCUACUUCUGUGGGCUGAAGGGAAUGAUGCCGGGUAUCCAGGAGACCCUGAAGAGAGUCGCGGAGGAGAGGGGCAUGAGCUGGGAAGAGAAGCUGUCGCAGCUCAAGAAGAACAAGCAGUGGCAUGUCGAAGUCUACUAGAACUGGAGUCUCUGCUCUUGCGUAACGGUUAAAUUCAGCUGCGUCAGUUCUGUUGAUCACUGGUUAGUGGUGUCAUCUACCAUCUGUUACCUGAUUGAUUAGGAUUUGAUUAAGAGAACCAGGUAUUCAGAGACAGAUCUGUAUCGCCGAAUAAUAAACCCAAAUUAUCACUGUCAUUCCCAUUAUUGCCAGAAGUUAGGAGGCCUUAUUUGCUGUCUGGUAAGUUAA
Messenger RNA from Syzygium oleosum, 1677 nucleotides. Its product is annotated as ferredoxin--NADP reductase, root isozyme, chloroplastic. The transcript has 5 exons. Gene Ontology annotation, molecular function: oxidoreductase activity. NCBI's taxonomy places the organism in Eukaryota, Viridiplantae, Streptophyta, Magnoliopsida, Myrtales, Myrtaceae. Bases 316 to 1449 code for a protein of 377 amino acids. The record is from RefSeq and is a predicted model, not a curated record.